AUGCUCAAGACAACUCUGGAGAUCAGACUGUAUGAUGAGGACACCCUGAAGUAUGACUGCCUGAUCACAACCUUGAAGUUUGACAUCAGGAGCCUGACUAUAGGGAAGAAGGAAAUCAUGGCAUUCACCAUUGACCCUGAGGUCAGCUUACAAGAAAAUAUCGUGGGUUCGGGCGAGCAGAAGCAAGCUGUCUCUUACUGGAUUUUGAAUGUCACCAUACUGAGUGCAAAGAAGCAUUCCUCUCGCGAUUACUUUUCCGAAUCUGACUGCUAUGUGAUUCUCUCUCUCCCCACGGCAACGGCAAAGACUUACCGCACAAAAACAGUGCACAAUAGUAACAAUCCAGAGUGGAAUGAGAAUUUUACCUUCAGAGUCCCCACCUGUGUGAAAAACAUUUUAGAGAUUCAGCUGUAUGAUGAGGACGACAUGUCGCGUGACGACCAUAUUUCUACACUUCUAUUUGACAUCAGCAACCUCACAGUAGGGAAAAAGGAGACCAAGGUCUUCACUAUAAACGCUAAGGUAAAAGCAACAGGCAGAUAUAGAAAAAUAGCAUUUACUGCAAUUUUUCAAUUUGGUUUACGACUGAUCUUGGACACUACAUGCUUGGUCAGAAUGAGAAAUGUUAUUUCCAUGUGUAUGUCUUUUUUCAAUUUCACACAGACAGAAGACCAACUUCUAAUAGAGUUUGAGCUGGAUGACAGUGAGGACCCCAUUUGUGAAUACCUCUCUAAUGGCAUCCUUAUGGCUGCCCCAUUCUCUGCGAUGGAUAUCUACAUUGACAAGUUAAUGAGCAAUGACAGCAUUAGAGACAAGGUGAUACAACUGAAGGGUGCCUAUCAGGAGAAUCACAUACUUAAUGCAAUGGAAACCUCAAAGCUGCGCUUCUACAUCAACAGGGAUUUGGAGACAGAACUAGGAGUGGCAUCCUCUGCUGCUAAAAUGGAAACUUCUAUAAAUCUCAAGCCACUGCCAGCCAAACAUUCAGGCACACUGUCCCUUGUUCUUGAUCAGGACACUGUGGAUUUAGAUAUGGAAACACAUGAAGGAGAUGAUGAGAUUCUUGCAGUUCGUCUGGACUUUGACAUCCCACCUGAAGAGAAGGAGUAUCUAAAGAAGAGGAAAGUUGUAGUGGCACAGGCUUUGCAGAAUAUUUUAGGACUUGCCUCUCAACCUGAACCUACAGAGGUGCCAACUAUAGCACUUGUGGCUUCAGGUGGAGGAGCCAGAGCAAUGACAGGUCUGCUUGGUAGUCUGAGGGGCCUGAAGGAUAUAGGCGUCCUUGAUGCUGCCAGUUACAUUACUGGUGUUUCUGGAUCCACAUGGGCGAUGUCUGCUCUGUAUCAGGAAGCUAACUGGUCACAGCAGGACAUGGAUGAUAUCAUCUCAACAGUGAAAGUACAGAUGACCAAGAGCACCAUGAGUGCCUUCUCCCGUGAGAAACUGCAGUAUUACUAUGAUGAAAUGGAAGUGAAAGGAAAUGAUGGUUACAUUGUGUCACUCAUUGAUAUGGCGGGCCUGAUCCUUGAACAUCUUGUCUUUGGGAAAAAAAUCACCAGUACCCUGUCUGAGCAGCAGAGAGCAUUGAAUGAAGGGCAAAACCCUUUGCCCAUUUACACUGCUGUCAAUAUGAAGGAAAGGUUACAGGGCUGUGAAUCUGAAGCUGAGUGGUGUGAGUUUACUCCAUAUGAGGUAGGUCUCUACAAAUACGGGGCGUUUGUCCAAUCUGCGGACUUUGGAAGUCAGUUCUUCCUUGGUCAUAUCAUCAGGAGACUCCCAGAAGUUCGCAUCCCUUAUCUGAUGGGAAUAUGGAGCAGUGUCUUUUCUGUUAACCUGACCCAGCUUUGGAAGCUUUCCACAGGAUCCCAGCCUUCUUGGAGCCCCUGGCUUGGACCAGAUGUCAACAAAUUAGAGGUUGAGGCUGAACCAUCAACUCUGGACACAUACCUCAUAAAGCCAAUCACAAAUCUCACCAAUAUGAUGACUAAUUUCUUCCGAAAUCGUCCAGUCAUUGCUGAAAUGUACAAUUUCAUGCGAGGUCUGUUCCUGCACUGGAAUUACAAUAAACACAGCAAUUUUGUAGCCUGGAAAGACAAGCAUCCAGAUGCCUUCCCUAACCAGUUGACACCAAGUGACUCUACCCUGCGCCUGGUUGAUUCUGGUCAUGCCAUCAAUAUUGGCUGUGUGCCUGUCCUGCGGCCAGAGAGAAAUGUGGAUGUCGUCAUAUCUCUGAGUUACGCGUGGGACCCAGAACACAUCUUCAAGGUCCUACAGAAUACUGCUACUUACUGUAAAGACCAUGGAAUUCCAUUUCCCAAUGCUGAUUUUGCCAGCCUGGAAAAGGAGCCUCAGAAGGAAGUCUAUAUCUUCGAGGAUAAGGAGAAUCCCAAGGCCCCAAUAGUGGUUCAUUUCCCACUCGUCAAUAUCGCAUACAAACACUUCAAAAGUCCUGGCAUAAAGCGUGAGACUGAGGAAGAAAUAAAAGCUGGGCAGGUGGAUGUGAGCAGCAAAAAGUCUCCAUACACCACCAGCAACAUGACCUACUCAAAGGAGGAUUAUGAGGCUUUGGUGGAAUUGACCAGUUUUAACAUCUUAAACAACAAGGAGAGCAUCCUUGAUGCCUUACGCAGGGCCCUGGAGAAGAAGGGAUUCAAAAUUCAGAAAUAAGAGAUUUAGGGAUUUAUAAGGCCUGGCACAUCUCUAUUAAGGCUGACAUGUACUACUGGAAUUGGUGUUAAGUCUAAUAUGACUGUCUUUCGUAGGACACAAGACAUUGUUUAUGAUAGAAACUCAUUUUAGCAAUGAGCAAAAAGUAGUAAGGUAGAGGUUACAACACUGAUGCCCUCCACUGAUGCUAUUAAAAUGCAUUUAAAGGUGUUGUUGGUUGCUUUUCGUUAAAACACUUUUUAAAGUUGUUAGGGAGAGACAGAGUAAAAGAGAGAGCAGAUGUGGUCAAAAAACUAUAAAGUGAAUAAAGAGGGGGUGACACUAACAAGAGCAAGGCACUGAAUCAGAUAAAUAAAAAAAUAUUUUACAGAAGUUAUAUUCUAAAGCACAAAAACAAUCCUGUGAGAAGGUGCUACUUCAUCCUGUCUACUGUAGCUGGCUGUCUGCUCUGUGUGCAUGUGCGAGUGCAGUUCCUCAGUCGACCAGAGACACUGACCCACCCCCAUCAGACACUAAGAGGAGCCGCCCAAUCAUCAGAAUGAAGUGUUGACACUGUGCAUUUCUGCAAACCAUGUUAGUGCUGUACCUUUCACACAUGUCAUAUCUACAUUUCUAUCAUAUGUGUUACAUCACAUUCAGAUUACAUGUGUAUGAACUGACUGUGUUUUUGGGAGGUGGAGGAAUCAGCAGAGGCAGCUGCCAAGCAAGAGUCCACUGUUCAAGACAACUUCAACUAGCAAAGAAAUUGGCUUAUGUAAUAGCUUUCUGUGUGUCACCAAAUUCUGAUAUUUUGAAUGAGAUGCUUGAAGAGUUUCCAGCUGUGUUUGUGGUGACAAAACCAGAUAUUUUAAGGCAAAAAUAUUACCCCUUCCUGAUGCUUAGCAAAUAUUUGGUCAACCUAACUAGACAGCACUGUCACAACAUAUAAUUGAAAAUUGAACCACAAAGAAGCAUUUCAACAUUUCAAAGUUUUAACAAAUCAAAAUGCAAAGUUUCAACAUAUCCAUGUUUUGCAAAUAGUAGGAAUGAGCAAGUACAUAAUUAUCUGUAUCUGCACUCAGAAAGGGUGGUGCCCAAACUGGAAAUGAAUGCUCACUCAUCCCCUGCAGAAACACACAGUGCCAAAAUAUAUUCUGGUGACUCUAAGGAGAGGCACUUUAGGCAAACUAGAGGCUUUAUAGAUAGCAUCAUCAUCAUGCAGAAACCAAAAGGAACUUUUGUGAUAUUGUUUUCUCAAUAAUAUUUUUUCGAUGUUUCCAAUGGCUCAAUGCAACCAGGGUCUGUAAUACAAGGUAGCAUUUUGAACUGAAUUUAGCACUGUUGUACACAACCCAUUCACAUCAUUGUUAUACUGGCUUUACAGAAAAGUGUGUUUUUCCAGCAAAUAGAUAUCCCAAUGAGCUCAUUAAAAGGUAAAAGCUGCAGUAGUGAAGGAAGGACUUGAGUGCCUUUACACAGGUGGAAUCAAGCAGAAAAAAUAUCAGAACAGCUAGAAGCCAUAGGAGAAGUGAAAGUUAAAGACUGGUCAUUAAACGUUUUUAAAAAAUUGUUAAAAAUUGCCACACCAUGCAGAAAAUGCUUGUUUUGUCAUUUGGGUUCCAGGUUAAGGCUUGUGUGUUGCAUGCACCCACUACGACAUGGUUAGUCUUGAUUAUUCCUUAGUAUUGAUUUUAUUAAUUUAACUUAAGUUUUUGCUCAGUAAAGUUUGCUGUCUGAAGUAUAUAUAAGUAUAUAUAUCAAUAAAAUACAAGAUCUCAGCAAUGUUUAAAAGCUUAUGUCAUUUCUUUCAGUAAGUGCAUGACCAUGAAAAUGUGGCAGACUUUUUUUUAUAUUUUUUAAUGCCUUUUUAUCUAAGUCUGUGGAUACUGCUGGAAUUUAAAAACAUGAAACGUGAAAAACAUAUUGAGUUUCUUUUUUACGCAAGGCUGUUUAAAAACACAGCAUAUUUAUUCUUUCACACCUGCAUUUUACAGUUGGUGGACCAGGGCAGCCUGAUGUGUUCCAACAUCUGCAAAUGGCAAUUGAUUUCACAACUACAGAUCAAUGAGGUACAACAGCAAUGCUACAGCAAGGGGGAGCCAGGACAACAGGAUAGGGGGGAGAUAUCAUCAUCCCCACAUUCCUAGAAUGAGUACCAAACCCCAAUAACAGACAGAGUUCCUGAACACAAGGGACCUGACGUGAGAAUGAAGAUAAUGAUAAAGCUGGAUUACUGGCAUCCACACUAAAUUGAUAAGUGAGAUCAAUGAGUUGAUGAGCUGAUCCUUGAGAUGCUUAGCUACAAGGUUAAUACCGUAACACCAUCCCCCAUGGAAGAGGAGGCUAGGGGCCAAAGUCAGGGCCAAAGAGAGAACAGUCAUUCGGCUC
Molecule: messenger RNA, 5034 nt
Organism: Scatophagus argus
Lineage: Eukaryota; Metazoa; Chordata; Actinopteri; Scatophagidae
Gene: pla2g4f.1
Product: phospholipase A2, group IVF, tandem duplicate 1
Exons: 22
Coding region: 1-2667 (888 amino acids)
Biological process (GO): glycerophospholipid catabolic process
Cellular component (GO): cytosol
Molecular function (GO): calcium-dependent phospholipid binding; calcium ion binding
Source: RefSeq, a predicted model, not a curated record